Maniola jurtina (meadow brown) is the source of this 1032-nucleotide messenger RNA. RefSeq lists its product as uncharacterized. The transcript has 4 exons. The record is from RefSeq and is a predicted model, not a curated record. Bases 96 to 833 code for a protein of 245 amino acids. NCBI's taxonomy places the organism in Eukaryota, Metazoa, Arthropoda, Insecta, Lepidoptera, Nymphalidae.
UGAAAAAAAUGUCAAAAGACUAUUUACUAGACCUACCUAGGUACCUACUGGAAGAAUUUUUUUAUUUACUUUAAUAUUAAAUCAAAAUUACGACAAUGGCCAGCGUAGGAGACACCAACAUCGACCCAAGGCAUUUGACUUACGCUAAAUCCAGUGUACCCAUAAUAGGUGCUCUCAUUGAUUAUAUGGAGACAAGUCUGGAGUACCUCCGCCAGAAAACCUUCGCAAGAGCUGAGAGACUCCAGAUCAAAGCCACUAAAGCUACUCUAUCAGCUAGUUUUGUUGCCACAGUGUGUCUUUUACUUGGCUUGGUUUGCAAUGUAAAGUUUGAAGUGGCGACCUUCGAAGACCAACCAUUAAAGAAUGACUUACACUUUAUGCUGAUGAGCAAGGAUGAUAAGCUGUAUGCUGAUGAUAUUGAUGUUUCGAGAGUAAUAUGGUGUAUCGAAGCUUCUGAUACUCUUGUCGUUAUGCUGAGCACACUGCUGAUAUGGAACUCAUCUUACGUGCGUUCUCCUUUGAGCGAGUAUCUAUUCUUACCAUGGCUGGGAGCGACGCUGCGUGGGCUGUUCCUACGUCAGGUGCCCACCGCUGGGGCGCUGAUCUACACCAUCGCUGUCAUCAAUGGAAGCGUUAAUCCCCUUUUUCUGACCUCAUUCUCUUUUCUGUUUCUGCUAGAAGCUCGUCUGUGGCUUGAAAUCGCGCGACUGGUACGGAUGCGUUGGGAAAGGAGGGAAAAUUUGGAAGCCUCUCCCAACUCCCAGUAUGAAGUUCAAACUCUUUGGAGCAACGACGAUGCGCAGAGCGUGGAAGUUAGAAAUUACGUUUAUUAGACAAACCCCUCGGCCCAAUAUCUGUGAUUGUUCAUUGAUUUUCAGAGAGAUCGAUAUAAAAAAUUGUGAUAUCGAAAGUCUGCCGAAAAUAAUAAGUUAAAUACUUAGUUAUGUCAUAAAAAGUUUUGUGAAUUCAUUUUGUUUUUUCUGUGAUACUCUUUAUCGUUUUUACUGUGGUUAUUAAAAUUAUGUGUGUGUG